Solanum stenotomum is the source of this 888-nucleotide messenger RNA. RefSeq lists its product as uncharacterized. The record is from RefSeq and is a predicted model, not a curated record. The transcript has 5 exons. NCBI's taxonomy places the organism in Eukaryota, Viridiplantae, Streptophyta, Magnoliopsida, Solanales, Solanaceae. The coding region runs from base 1 to 888 and encodes 295 amino acids.
AUGAGGACUCAAAUAGACUUGCUCACAAAGCACAUUGUUGCCAAGUCUGAAAAGGUGAAUGUUGUGGGACAGCAGAAAAGGUAUGAAGAUCAGGAUCUUGACAUUGAUGAGGAAGCUAAUUAUUUGGGGAAUCAAGGAGGUUUUCGGAAUUAUAAAUCUGGAAAUAAAGGUUACAAUUCUGGAAAUGCAGGUAAUAGAGACCGGGGUAGUGGUAAUUCUACCGGGUCUAAGCUGGAGGACAUGAUGGCUAAGGUCUUGGAGCAAGCUAGAAGAGAAGAGGAUGAGAAUAUACAGAUUCCCAGGCCACCUCCUCCUUUCCCUCAAAGGCUCAAAAAGAAAGCUGAAGAUGGAAAGUUUACGAGAUUCAUCACCAUGCUGAAACAACUUUCAGUAAACAUUCCAUUAGUUGAAGCCCUAGAGCAGAUGCCAGGAUAUGCCAAGUUCAUGAAAGACUUGAUCACCAAGAAAAGAGCUGAAAAAGAGGAUCCAGGUGCAUUCACAAUACCAUGCACCAUUGGGUCAAUCAAGUUUGCAAAAGCUUUAUGUGAUCUAGGAGCUAGAACAAAUUUGAUGCCUUUAGCCAUUUAUAAAAAGUUAGGUUUGGGAGUACCAAAACCUACAGCAAUGAGGUUGAUGAUGGCCGAUAGAUCUGUAAAGAGGCCAGUGGGAAUCCUAUGUGAUGUACUAGUAAAGGUGGAUACUUUCAUUUUUCCAACUGAUUUUGUGAUUUUGGAUUGUGAAAUAGAUUUUGAAGUUCCCAUAAUUUUGGGAAGACCCUCUUUGGCCACGGGAAGAGCUUUAGUGGAUGUUAAGAGAGGAGAGUUGAAAUUCAGACUCAACACAAAUGAGGUAAGGUUCAAUAUUUGCAGGUCAAUGAAACAACCAUGA